CUUGAAGAGAUCAAUACGUGGCCGGCGUUCAGUCAACGCAGCAAUGGCGUUACACACGGCGACGUGGCCGUCCGAUUUAAAAAAGAUUCUGUUUAGAAAAUCGAGGAACUCUAGACCACGGGUCAGCUGAUAACAGUACCUCUGCUACUACACUGUUUCUAUGUAGCACACUACCUUAAUCCUUCAUUGUGAAAGUGCCUUAACACCUCAGGAUUUAUUCUUUUUCUACUUAAUUUCUUUUUAUAUUUUUCCCCAUUAGGAAAACUAUGGCGUUUUUAGAAAAGAUAUUACAUGUUGUAUGUCUUGGAAUUUACGUUUUUGUGUUUAGCACUUUCAUUCGUAACGGAGAGGAAAAUUUGAAAUCGACUGAUCCUGAUGUGAAAAUUAUAGGGGAGCUGAAUUAUCGGUUCUUGACAAACUGGACUUAUGGCAUGCAACUUCUAUACUACUUCUUGAUAGUAUUUUCACAUCUAAUAGGUGUAGUACCUGCGCUGGGCAAAAUAAGCAACAAAGUGAGAAAUCUUGCUGAUAUUUUGUUUGCGACAAUAGUGAUACCAUUUGGAUUGACUGUUACGAUUAGUUUUUGGAGUUUAUAUGCCAUUGACAGAGAACUAAUUUAUCCAAGUUGGAUAGACAAAGUGAUACCAUUAUGGAUGAACCAUGCUUUGCAUACUUUCAACUCAGUUCUUCCCCUUAUUGACAUGGUGCUUUGUAACCACAAAUUCCCAUCAUGGUCGCUGUCUUCAAUAUGCAUUCUACUCUACUCGUUGGCUUAUGCAGUAUGCUUCUUUGGAACUUACUACACGCAUGGGCGGUGGUUAUACCCAAUGUUUCACAAACUCAGCAAUGCUGAAAUUGGCUACUACUCAUUAGGAAACACAGCACUUGUGUUUCUGCUUCACGCAAUGGCCAGAGGUUUUAACCACUUGAUUUGGGGUUCGUCGACAGUGUCAAAGAAAACAACCGGAAAACAAUCGAAGAAAAGCAAGCAAAAAACGAAAAAAGUUGCCUAGUACUACUUAAAUUUUAUAUAUGAAUUUAUAAAAUCUUUGUGAUAUUAAAACUUAUUUAAUUGUU
Messenger RNA from Nezara viridula (southern green stink bug), 1077 nucleotides. The record is from the annotation of a GenBank genome assembly. NCBI's taxonomy places the organism in Eukaryota, Metazoa, Arthropoda, Insecta, Hemiptera, Pentatomidae.